AUGUCAGCGGGGGUGGGCUUAUGGUCGGCAGUGAUCCUGUGUUUGCAGCAUCCCUUUGAGCAGCCACUGUUCUCUGCAUAUAAUGUCUUAAAAGGCUCAUAUGGAAGAGACCCUUUAGGCUCCAGGACACCACGGGAACCAUGUCGACAUCACCAGUCGACCAUCGCACACAUUGAACUUCCCCAACAUCCUUUCACCUUUUCAGUGCUCGGCUUGGAACACUGGACCAUGUCUGCCACUGCCGCAGCCCACACCACCCCCAGCCUCCUCACCACCUCUCCCCCCAUGUCCAGUGCUGUCCCCGUCCCGGCCCUGUCCACCAGAGACAGCAUACGGACCACGCUCAUGACUGUUACUAUAGCGACCAACGAGACCGCCUUCAACGCCACGGCAUCUCCAAACUCGGCAGCAGCAGAGGCCUCGGGAAUGGGGAUGGUCCUAGUGCCGUUUGGAAUCAUAACUAUCAUCGGAUUAGCUGUGGCAAUAAUGUUGUAUAUUCGAAAAAGAAAGCGGUUGGAGAAGCUGCGGCACCAGCUGAUGCCUAUGUACAACUUUGACCCCGCGGAAGAACAGGACGACCUGCUGGAGCAGGAGCUGCUCGACCACGGCCGGGACGGAACCAUCACAGGAGCCAACACCAAGACGCUGACGACCUCCCAGAGCACCACGCAGCGUCCCAGUCGACUGGUCUUUACAGAUGUAGCCAAAGCUCUCAACGCUUAA
Molecule: messenger RNA, 723 nt
Organism: Knipowitschia caucasica
Lineage: Eukaryota; Metazoa; Chordata; Actinopteri; Gobiiformes; Gobiidae
Source: the annotation of a GenBank genome assembly